Drosophila subpulchrella is the source of this 8752-nucleotide messenger RNA. RefSeq names its product potassium channel subfamily T member 2 (gene SLO2). The coding region runs from base 1475 to 7219 and encodes 1914 amino acids. Lineage: Eukaryota; Metazoa; Arthropoda; Insecta; Diptera; Drosophilidae. Gene Ontology annotation, cellular component: membrane. The record is from RefSeq and is a predicted model, not a curated record. Gene Ontology annotation, molecular function: intracellular sodium-activated potassium channel activity. Gene Ontology annotation, biological process: potassium ion transport. The transcript has 30 exons.
UUCUUUAGAGUUUUCCCCCCGCCACCCAGCCGCAAGAGCGAGCGAGAGGGCGAGUGUUCGUGAGUGCGUUCGUGAGUUUCGUUCAAUUGUUCGUGUCGUAACGUGUCGAGUCGUGUCGAUGACAUUUCCCCAAAAAACAACCGAGAUUUUGUUGGUAACGGAAAUCGCCGGAGUGCUAAUUAAAUUUGCAUCUGCCCUGGUCGGCAGUUAAAUUUUAAGUCAUAGAGAUUAGUACAUAGCUGUAAUUAAAUUGGGUAAAGAAGAAAAACUCUGCCAUAAAUCGUAGCCAAACUAGUCUGCUGUGUUAUUUUCCACAUGGCCCUGCACAAAUCAUCAAAACGAAAUGCAAUAAAUCAGCUAGUUCAGGUUAAAUAUUUAAUUUCACACACCGAAUGAUAUAAGUGGCAAUAAAAUUUCCGUGCGAAUUUGUGCGCUGUCUGCGAGUCCAUGUGCAUAAAUAAAUGAGGCUGUGACCAGCCAGUUGACCCGUGAGCCGUUAUUUAUCGGGCCAUCCACCUGAGGACAACCGACCAACCCGAAAGUUUUCGCCUCGAAUUUAUUGCCAAUGCCGCGCUCGCGCAAUCCGCAGUCCUUUGGGCCUCAUUCUUGGCCAGCCAAAAGAAGCAGAGCCUCAAUAAAAAUCCUCAGACAAGGCACAAAAUCAUAAACCCCAUAGAAACCCGUACUACCCAAGACCAAAUUUCAUCGGGACCGGAAAAAUGCCAAAGCACGAACGGAGAAAACAAUAAAUAUCAACUGGAGGAGUCCAAGAAAAGCAGCUUUAAAUAUAUAUACACACACACACGAUAUCAACCAGCAACUGACCAAAUACACUUAAUAACUAACUAAUAUAUAAACAAAUACCUAAUCCAACUGAGCGGACCAAAACGCGGAAACUAAAUCUAAGCUGCAAAAAAUCAAUGUGAGACUUGUGCUUGUAAUACAAAUCGAAGACCAAACAGUAUCGGUUAUACGGAUCUAGUCUAGGAACAUUUAUAAUUAGCCUAACAUUUAAGUGUACAUAUGACCAGAAUGGAAUACAAACUUGGUAAAAGCUUUAAACUAGACAACUAAGAACGGAGAGGGGCAAAACCAAACUCGAAUUUUGCUGUCAAUUCUCGUGUGUAAAGUGUAACUGAACGUGUAAACUGUAGACUGUGCUAUAAACAUAUUCAACCUAUUUAUAAACACUAACUAACCAUAUACAAUAUAUAUAUAUAUCGUAUUUUUGUCGAGCAAAAAGCAUUUAGACCGGGCAGAAAAAAACAAAGACCGCUUUCAGGUAACUAACAACACAUUAAACAAUCUUUUCUGGGAGCUUUCAUUGCUGUGCUUUGGUAGAUCUGUCUAUAAGUGUUCCUUAUGCAUUUAUGUGACCGUAACUGUGUGUGUGUAUCUGUGUCUCUGUGUCCUUGCCUGUGUAUCCAUGAGUUCCUAGCACGACAUAGCCAUCCUGCGAGAGUCCUUCUGCAAGAUGAGCAACGUUGCCUUUGAGCAGAACACGCCGAGUGGCAGUGGCAACGAUAACAAUGAUAACAACAAUAAUAAUAACCCCAACUGCAGCCGUUUAGCCAGCAUUCGUAACUACAAGUUAGCUAAUUGGUUUCCACAACGCGCCGAGGAAAACAAGCGCAAGAAGCGCGUGGAGCAGCAGCGCCAGCAGCGGCAGCGGCGGGGGGCAAAGGUCUUCAAGUGUGUCAGCGACUCCACCGGCCACCUGACCCUGGCCCCCUCGCGCCUCUUCGAGCGCACGCCCAUGAGUCCGUCGGACAGUCUGGACGAGAUCGCGCUGCAGAUCCCCAGAGUUCGUGUGGAGUACUAUGUGAACGAAAACACAUUUAAAGAAAGACUGCAACUCUAUUUCAUUAAGAAUCAGCGUUCAAGCCUGCGCAUACGAAUCGCCGAUUUAUUCCUUAAGUUACUGUCGUGUGUUCUCUACAUAAUACGUGUGAUAUUGGAUAAAAAUCCAACAUUUAUAACAUGCUAUGGCUGCGAAGUGGGCAACAAGACGGAGUUCAUCAUCUCGGCCAAACUGACGGAGGAGGAGUUCCAGGAGAACCCCAUCAUCAACUGGGACGCCAUACUCUGGGUGAAUCGGCCAACAGUGCUCUGGGUCCUCCAGCUACUUCUGGCCAUGGUGUCGCUAACGCAAUCCUUGGUUCUCACAUAUCUAGGCUAUAAGGGCAACAUCUGGCAACAGAUACUCUCAUUUCACUUUAUACUAGAAUUAGUAACGACAAUACCCUUUGCACUUACGAUUGUUCAUCCUCCGCUGCGGAAUCUGUUCAUUCCUAUUUUCCUCAACUGCUGGCUGGCCAAGAGAUCGCUGGAGAAUAUGUUUAAUGACCUCCAUCGUGCCAUGCAAAAGUCUCAGUCGGCGCUUUCCCAGCAGUUGACCAUUCUAUCAGCCACUUUGCUGUGUUUAGUCUUUACGAGCGUUUGUGGCAUCCAGCACUUUCAGCGCGCUGGUCAUCGACAUUUGAAUCUCUUUCAGAGCACCUACUAUGUGGUUGUGACCUUCUCCACAGUGGGAUACGGUGACUUUGUGCCGGACAUUUGGCCCUCGCAGCUCUAUAUGGUCAUCAUGAUUUGUGUCGCCCUCAUUGUGCUGCCCACGCAGUUCGAGCAGCUGGCCUUCACGUGGAUGGAACGCCAAAAGCUGGGCGGCAGCUACAGUUCCCAUCGCGCCCAAAGUGAAAAGCACGUGGUGGUGUGCUCCACCACCCUGCACGCGGACACCAUCAUGGACUUCCUCAACGAGUUCUACGCCCAUCCGCUCCUGCAGGACUUCUAUGUGGUGCUGCUCAGCCCCAUGGAGCUGGACACCACGAUGAGGAUGAUCCUGCAGGUGCCCAUUUGGGCGCAGCGCGUCAUCUACAUUCAGGGAUCCUGCCUGAAGGAUGGCGACUUGGCACGCGCCAGGAUGAACGAGGCGGAGGCGUGUUUCAUCCUGGCGGCCAGAAACUAUGCGGACAAGACGGCUGCCGACGAGCACACCAUCCUGCGAUCCUGGGCCGUCAAGGAUUUCGCACCGAAUGUUCCGCAGUAUGUGCAGAUAUUCAGGCCCGAGCACAAGCUGCAUGUGAAGUUCGCGGAGCACGUGGUCUGCGAGGACGAGUUCAAGUACGCCCUUUUGGCCAACAACUGCACCUGUCCCGGCGCCAGCACCCUGGUCACCCUGCUGCUCCACACAUCCCGCGGACAGGAGGGCCAGCAGAGUCCGGAGGAAUGGCAUCGGCUGUAUGGAAAGUGCUCCGGAAACGAGAUCUACCACAUUGUCCUGGGCGACAGUCGAUUCUUCGGGGAGUACGAGGGCAAGAGCUUCACCUACGCCAGCUUCCAUUCGCACCGCAAAUAUGGAGUGGCCUUGGUGGGCGUGCGUCCGGCGGAGCUGCCCGAAUUCUACGAGGAGACCAUCCUGCUGAAUCCCGGACCCAGGCACAUUAUGAAAAAGGAUGACACGUGCUAUUACAUGAGCAUCACCAAGGAGGAGAAUUCCGCCUUUGUCGUUAAUCAAAAUCAAACAUCGGACCCAACGGCGGGGGCCAAGGAGGGGGGCGGGGCCGGGGGCGGCCCCUCCUCAUCCGCCUCCCCCCACCCCGCGGCAGCAACUGCCAAUCCAACUACAACAACAACAAUAACAACAACAACAGUACAAGCAACAACAACAACAACAAUUAGCACAACCUUCACAUCAUCAACAUUACUAUCAGCAUCAACAACAACAGCAACAAUAAAUGCAACCUCAACCGCCGCAGCCGCACCACCACCAGUGCCGUCUGUUUGUGUGCGUGUGCCCCACAGUCCCAGUUACGAUAGUGGUGGUGGCACCACUAAUACCGGCACCACCCACUUGCAACCGUAUCCGUAUCCGCAAUCGUAUCCGCAAACGUAUCCGCAAUCGCAUCCGCCAAUGCAAACACCAGACAGUGGCGAGUUUGCAUCACUAUUUGUGCCCAGCGAUAAUCCGACGGCUGUGAUAAUCUCGGACUCCAGGCAGAACCUCAAGGACACGACGGUGACCCAGACGGCGGCGACGAUAACCACAACGACCCUGCCGCCUCCUCACCAAACCAUGGGAUCCCCGAGCAUGGCGGGGGGAUCGGGAGGAGGUGGUGGAGGAGGAGGAGGAGGGGGCCUGGGCUUGGGCAGUGCCCACAGCAUGGGCACCUCGCUCAGCAUCACCCCAGCAGCACUGACCACCACGGGCAACCACCUGGAUGUGCCCUUCGCCAACAAUCCCAACCUGCUCAGUCCGGAUGUGCUCAACCAGCGGAGGGGUAGUAGACGUCCCUCGAUCCUGCCCGUGCCCGAUAUGUUCACCUCCUCCUCGUUCAGCAUCGCCGGCAAUGACGAUGGCGAGGAGGGGGACGAGAGUGACGACGAGAUCGACGACGAGAUGCCCUGGCGAUCGCCUUCCGAGAAGAUUGCCUGCUUGGGCGGGCACUUUCCACAAUCGCGAACCUAUUCGCUCAUCAUGAGCUCCUCGGAGGAAUCGUAUCAGCGCGGUUGCAGCUUCUGCAAUGCCACAGCUUCCGUUUCCGCUUCCGCUGCUUCCGCUGCUGCUGCUGCUGCUGCUCCUUCUGCUGCUCCUGAUUAUCCAGGGGAUUCUGCAGGUGAAUCCUUGACAAAUGCCGAUUCGGUUGACUUUGCCACUGCCCUGCCAUCCGAGGAGCAUCUGCCGCAGUUGCGCAGGCGCGUGAUGAAGAAGAGCUACAGCUGCGACAGUGAGUGCCGUUCGGUGCCCGGAAUGGGACUAGGAACAGGAAUGGGAACGGGUUUGGGAUUGGGUGGCGGCACCCUGGCCAGAUUGGCGGCUCGCAGGCGCCAGUUGCAGAGAUGCUGCUCCUGCAGUUGCUCCACCACCACCACAACGAACACACCCAAAAUGGCGGCAGCAGCAGCGGGAAUGGCGACCGGAAGUGGGGCAACGGCAUUCACGUCGAACAGUUCCGUAGAGACACGUCGACCGGUGCGUCCGGUUUGGGUCUACGACUACUCCUGCAUCGUCAAGGGUUUUCCGCCCGUGUCACCCUUCAUUGGCGUGAGUCCCACGCUUUGCUACCUGCUCAAAGAGAAGAAGCCCCUCUGCUGUCUGCAGCUGGCUCAGGUCUGCGAGCACUGCAGCUAUCGAAAUGCCAAGGAGUACCAGUGGCAGAACAAGACGAUCAUCCUGGCAGCGGACUAUGCCUCCAAUGGUAUAUACAAUUUCAUCAUCCCGCUGAGGGCACACUUCCGAUCGAAGACCUCAUUGAAUCCUAUAAUACUGCUCCUGGAGAGGCGACCGGAUGUGGCCUUUCUGGAUGCCCUCUCGUACUUUCCUUUGGUCUACUGGAUGCUGGGCUCCAUCGACUGCCUGGAUGAUCUUCUAAGGGCUGGCAUCACCUUGGCCGAAAGUGUGGUGGUGGUCAACAAGGAGCUCUCCAAUUCCGCCGAGGAGGACUCCCUCUCGGACUGCAACACCAUUGUGGCCGUGCAGAAUAUGUUCAAAUUCUUUCCCAGCAUCAAGAGCAUCACCGAGCUGUCGCAGAGCUCCAACAUGAGGUUCAUGCAGUUCCGGGCCCACGACAAGUACGCCCUUCAUCUCAGCAAAAUGGAGAAGCGCGAGAAGGAGCGCGGCUCGCACAUCUCCUACAUGUUCCGGCUGCCCUUCGCCGCGGGGGCGGUGUUCAGUGCCUCCAUGUUGGACACCCUACUGUACCAGGCCUUCGUGAAGGACUAUGUGAUUACCUUUGUGCGGCUGCUGCUGGGCAUUGACCAGGCCCCGGGCAGUGGGUUCCUCACCUCGAUGCGCAUCACCAAGGACGACAUGUGGAUACGCACCUAUGGGCGGCUGUACCAGAAGUUGUGCUCCACCACCUGCGAAAUACCCAUUGGCAUUUACCGCACGCAGGACACCUCGAAUGCGGACACCUCUCAUGUGAGUAACUCGCCGGUCGAGAGAUGGGGACCCUUCUCGGCCUUCAGCAGACAUUGUGUGCGCUUGCGUCCAUCGUACGACGAGGAGACCGGCACGCCCGACUCGACGAAGGACUCGACGGAAAUGCUGCGCGGGGUCACCUACCGACCGCCGGGGUCGGCAACAGGUGGCGCCAGCAGCUUCCGGCCUCAGCCGCAGCGCCAGCGGUCGGUCAACUGCCUGGGCGGUUGUUCGGAGCGCAAGGGAUCAUCCUAUUCCAUCAACCUGGCUGACGAGGCGAGGGACAACCAUGCUCAGCAGAUCGAGCGAGCCGAGAUUGCCAAUCUGGUUAGAAGUCGGAUGGAGUCCCUGAAUCUGCCCACAAUCGACUAUGAUGAUGUCAGCGAGAAGCGCAACCACCUGUCCUAUGUGAUAAUCAACCCGAGCUGUGAUCUCAAACUGGAGGAGGGCGAUCUCAUAUACUUGGUAAGGCCGUCGCCGUUCUCGGCCCAAAAGACCUUCGAGCGACACAACUCGCGCCGCAAGUCGAACAUCUCGUUCUGCUCGAACAUCAACCUGGGCGCCACCUGCGGCCCCCAGAUGCCGCAGAUGAACAUGAACAUGGCCAACACCGCCGUCGGGGCUGGAUCGCGUCGAGGAUCGGGCAUCGCCGGCCUGAACCCCAUGCAAAUGCAGAGCGUUCAGACCUUGGCCGGGUAUGGAUCAUCCUCGCAGCGCUGUAGCCCCCCGAUGCAGCAAAUUAAAUCGAAUUCUCUUUCUCUACCCGACAGUCCGACGGUGGUUGGCAAUCAGCGAGGACGGAGUAACUCAUUGCGGAUCGACAACGAUAUACUGCUCCGUCGAUCCUCGUCCCUGCGACAGGGCCUUCCCAGCGUGGGCGUCAGCCACGGCCGGAGAAAGUCGUCGCUGGAGGAGAUCGGCAUAAGUCACUUCACCACCCUCAUGCAGGCAACGAACCACAGCAACCCCAUCAAGAUAUCCCUCAACGGCAGCAUCGGCAUGGAGAAUCAAAUCUCCCUGCAGGUAACACCACCCGAGGAGCCCACACCCAUGUUGGGUGUGCCCUGUGUGCUGGGCAGUGGCGGUGGAGGUGGCAUCAACCCAUCCGGAGCAGGUUCCUCCACCGGCGGCAUGCAUGGCAUGGGCGGUGGCUCCUCGCUGGCCAUCAAUACCGCUGACCUGGGACCCGGACCCAGUACCUCCUCGGGCGCCGGUGGUUCGCUGCAGCCACAGGAUUCGCUGGGACAGCAGUCGUCGCAGGUGUCAUCGCCACAGCAUCUGCAGGGAACGAUCGUAUGAUACAACCUGAUGUGGGGGCGCCGACUCCGCUCCUCCAUGUCGAAAAACAAAUGGAUAUAGAACACGGCCAGCACACACAGACACACCCGUAGAGAUAAGUUCUAGGCAGAGCGAAAGUAUUAGGAACCCAACCAAAUAAACCCACCCACCCCAAAAAAAAACAAAGGCUGUCUGUGGUGUGUGCGAUCCCGGUGAAUCCAUUUCGAGUUCCCUUAAGUUAGUUUCGUACGUUCAAUAGAUCAGUUCAUCCCUAGGAAGUAACCAAUAGAUAUUGUAUAUUGCAUGUUUUGCAAUUAGUUGUAAGCUAUGAAUAUGUCGGCUUGGCACAAAGGAAGCUGCCUCAAAUUGUGUUUUGGGAACAACAAAUGUAGUUAAACUAUUGGAUAGGUGGGACGAUGAUUUAGCAAACUGUAUAACUGUAUAUAUCUGAUGCCUAGUUCUAAGCAUAUCCGAGGAGCCAGACGUAGCAAACUAUCAAAUAGAUCGGGCUUAGGCGCUAAAAUCCAUGUAUAUACCUUAGGUAUGACCAUUUUGUUGGGCUUCAGCUCGGUUUAGCUUAUCCUUCAUUCGGGAGAAACUUCCUCUGACCCACGUAAACCCCAUAUAGAUACAUAUAUGAAGGUGCUAUCGAUGUCUUGUACUAUACACACAAUUAUAGGAAAGGAAGAUGGAGAAAAAUAAACCAAGAAAGUGAAAAGGUUUUCAUAACAUAAAUUGGAACGGGCUUUGGUAUACUCUAAUGCUUUACAAAAAACCAACAGAAAUAUGUAUACAUAUAUUAAAAUAAAUCAAAGAAUUUGUAUAUAAACUAUGUAUAUGUAAGAACCAAAAAUGCAUUCAAGAAAAACAAAACGAAAAACAAACUACUAGAACUUAAUGAAAAACUUAAUUCGAAAAACAACAGAAUCUAGAAAUAGAGCUAGAGUUUAGAGUUAACUACUUAAGGCUAGUUUGGGCCGCGGAUGGUGUAUCGGCAACUGUACCAAAUUCUACGAGCUAUAUGAACCAGCGUUCGCAGCAAAGACAACCCUCUAGCAUAGUGUCAGGCAACGCAACCCACGUCCCUCUAACUGAAUUCGAUCCCAGCUCUAGGCUCUUUAGGUAGUAGCUAAAGCAAACAAUGUACCUACACAACCACAUACCACACAAACAUCCACACUCACUUAAUAAUGUUAGUUAAAGCACCUAUGGCAGUUUUAUAAGGAAAUUUUAUUCAACGACUACGAUGCAAUGCAUUCCAGAGUCUCGAGAGAAUACCUAGUUAAGCUUAUGCCCAGCACCCCAGAAACCUAUUUAUAUAGAUCUGUAUACUUCUGUAUCCGUAUAUCUGCAACCACAUAAGCCACAUAGAUCGAAUCGAUGUCUCAAUGUACAAAAGUAGUUAACUAAACCGCAUAAGGCAUUGGCUGCAGCAUUAGAGAUACGUUUAGUGCGGACUAGGGUAUAAACUUGCUGUAAUAUUUAUCGGCGCCAUGCUCUUUAAGGCAUGCCGAACAGAACUCACAAUAAACUCAAACUAUAGUUGGAAAUAAA